UUCCAGGCACCAUCGCUGCUCGUGUAGUCAGACUUGAUUAGAUUUAACGUUUUCAUGUUUUCAGUCAUAUAAUCUUUGUUUGGGAAAAACACGGACGAACUCAAGGGGACAGUGAGCGAGUUUGCCGCCCAAGUUUGGAGACCAGACGCCGGCUGGAGAGCGCCUGGUGCGCGCUUUAAUUACAACCACAACAACACACCGAGGCGAUUAUUAAGAGGAUUUGAAGAUGAAUGUCACGGGCGUUUUUUGCAAAAACAACCAAACAGAGAACGUGACUGACCCGUUAUGUUUGAAUUCAACUCACUCAUCCUACAACUACAUCAACAUCACCACUUUCAUGCACAUAUUCCCUUCAAUUUAUGGCAUCCUGUGUUCAGUGGGAGUUAUAGCCAAUGGACUGGUCAUCUACGCAGUGAAAGCAUGCAAGAAGAAAAUGGUAUCUGACAUCUACGUGCUGAACUUGGCAAUAGCCGACAUGCUGUUCUUGCUUGUGAUGCCCUUCAACAUUCACCAGCUGGUCAGAGACAGACAGUGGGUCUUUGGAAACUUCAUGUGCAAAGCGGUCGUAGUGGUGGACGUCAGCAACCAGUUUACCACAGUGGGAAUUGUUACUGUGUUGUGCAUUGACCGGUACAUAGCUAUUGUCCACCCCACGUCAGAGAAGAGGACCAUCCAGUGGACCAUCAUCAUCAACCUGCUGGUGUGGCUGGGCAGCUUCCUCCUUACCGUCCCUGUCAUGCUGUACGCCAAGGUUGUGCGCAGACAGCAUUUGGAGAUGUGCAUGAUGUACCUGGACGGCCCUGAGGAUAUGUACUGGUACACUCUCUACCAGUCUAUCCUGGGCUUCAUCAUUCCUCUCAUCAUCAUCAGCACCUUCUACUCACUCACCCUCUACCACGUCUUCAGCUCUAUCCGCCGCGUCAAACGGAAGCAGUCGAUUUGGGCUAAAAGAGCCACAAAGAUGGUCCUAAUGGUUAUCGGCCUGUUCCUCAUCUGCUGGUCGCCCUACCACGUCAUUCAGGUGGUCAACCUGACCAACAACACCCCGACUAUCGCCUUUGUCUAUGCCUACAACAUCAGUAUCUGCCUCAGCUACUCCCACAGCUGCAUCAACCCGCUCAUGUUGCUCAUCUUCGCCCAGAAUUACCGCGAGCGUCUGUGCUCCAGGAACGUGCUGCACAGCUCCCAGCACUCAUCCAAGGGCACAGUGGUGAAAACGGAUGGUUCCAGUACGACCAAUGAGCCCAACUACCGCUGCACUGUCAUCUAAUCAGAGAGGUGUCUUUUUGUAUAUACUGUACACAUUUUGAUGUAAAUGCUGCUCGCCCCCAAAAGGAUGUAGCUUGAUCAAUGGUGUUGCCUGUCAGGCCAUAUUCUGCAGCUUUUCCCAAUUCAAAAAACAUUCAAAAAACUGGGCAGAAAUCACUCACUCACCAGCGCUUUAUGUUGUUAUUUAUUUUUAUUUAUUCCUUCUCCUCCUACAACAUCAUAGGCACAGCCAAGCCCGCCUGAGGAAUCACACAUGUGCUUAAUGUCAACCCACUUGCUCACUCUUUCAUCUGCUCAUUCCUUUACUUUACAUAUUUGUCUUCUCUACACCUACUUACAUAUUUAUUUACCCAUCCCAAUUUCUCCUGUCCUCAUUUAUUGAUCAAAUUGUCUAUUGUUGCCUUUCUGGAUCUUUUAUUUUUAUUUUACUUUAUUAAAUAAUUGAUUUCCCCUAUAGUUUCAUUAUCUCCGCCUCCCAAUUAUGGCUAAUCAAAAUAAAUUCAACAACCGGCUCACUCCCAAGAGUUUGGGGGCAGGUUCUGAAAGGGGCCACAGGUAUCUGUAAUGGGUGCGGGCCCUCCACAGGGUCCCCCCAUGGUGCCAUAGAUGGAACGCAGAGGUGCCAUAACACUUAUUUAGUUCGUUGCAAUUUUAAGUGUAUUUGGUUCCUUCUCUUUUUCUCCUUCCUCUUUGUCUUUUCUCUUUCAGUCAUAAAUAUACACACACUCAUACACACACAUACAGUAUAUACACACACACGUAUAACUGGCUUCCAUAUAUUUUUAUUUUUGUUUUAUUUCCCUGUUCCUCCAUGUGCGCAUUAUUGGAUGUGUUAACCUUUGUCCUCUGUCUAUUUCUAUGUAUUUUAUGUCUCAACCUCUGUGUUUGUGUACUGUCCCUUUGGACCAAAAAAAAAAAAAAAAAAAAUGGUUUCAACAGGAAAUCUAAGAAAAAGGAAACAGAUUACUGCUCAGCAAAAGCUCCCUUUAUUUAGCCGGCACGCUAAAAAGGAAAGCAACGGUUUCUGAGACAAAACUAGAAGGAAUAUCAGCACAGACUUUCAAAGAUGCACAGAUAAGAAGGGACGCUGAGGAGCGACUCAGGUGUAAACCGUUUUCCUUUUGGACUGGGAGCUAUCAUUAACCUUUACCAACCACAGGCUACAUCCAGUGUCAUGCUGGUUAGUGACAAGACUGAUGAAGUGCAGCUUGUGAGAUCUGUCACUGACAUUAGCAUGGUUAAGUGUAAAAUGUUUGGAAGAGUUGUUUAUCUCCACCCACUGGGACGUCUUCACUCAAAAUACUUUCUAAUAAGAGACCCUUUAUGAAAGGCUUAUAAGUUGUAACCAAUGGCUUUAAUAAUGGUUGAUAAAUAAUGUACUAAUGCUUUAUAGAUAGUUAUAAGGAUGUAAAAGAAUCUCAUUGGCUGGUGUUUAUUCUUUCUAUUUUGUAAGAAUGCAUUUAUGAAUAUUGAUCCAAUAAUAAAUGCUCAGUUAUUAAUAAUAA
Perca flavescens (yellow perch) is the source of this 2774-nucleotide messenger RNA. RefSeq names its product melanin concentrating hormone receptor 2b (gene mchr2b). Gene Ontology annotation, cellular component: neuron projection; plasma membrane. Gene Ontology annotation, molecular function: G protein-coupled receptor activity; neuropeptide binding. The record is from RefSeq and is a predicted model, not a curated record. NCBI's taxonomy places the organism in Eukaryota, Metazoa, Chordata, Actinopteri, Perciformes, Percidae. Bases 227 to 1270 code for a protein of 347 amino acids. The transcript has 2 exons. Gene Ontology annotation, biological process: neuropeptide signaling pathway.